AUUGAAUAUAGGCUGAAUAAUGUAUUACUAAAUCUAAGAGAAAUAAAAUCCAUUCUUAUUAAUUAGGCUGAUACUCGAAAUUUAAAACCACUCUAUAUUUGUAUGCAUCCCCAGAGAAUAGGUCAAGAUCUUUUCUUUUUGUAUUUGGUCCAAGAAUCCAACGAAUUUAACGUUUCUAUAAACCAGGUGCAUACCAUAUACUUUGAUGCGUUAUAAAACAACCCUAAACUUAACCUCUAAGACUUCAUCUAGGAAAUCCCUGCAUAUAUUACACUAGUUUACAAACACCAAAACGCAAUACAAAGACAAACUACAGGAACGCCAGCGAUGGAUCUGGAGGCGUUGCCAGAAGGAUGCAAAGCCACCGUGGCCUCCUUAACGACGCCUCCAGACGCGUGCAGGCUUUCAGCGGUGUCUAGGUUUCGGUCGGCCGCUGAAUCGGACGCCGUUUGGGACAGGUUCCUUCCGCCCGAUGUCUACACGAUCCUCGGCAAGUCCUCCGUACAGCCUCAGUCCCCCUCCUCCCUCCCGGUCCCUCCUUGCUCUUCUUCUUCUUCCAGUUGGAAAUCCAAGAAGGACCUUUUCCUGUCUCUAUGUGACAACCCGGUCCUCAUCGAUCAGGGCAAGAUGAGCUUUUCGGUGGACAAAUGGAGUGGGAAAAAAUGCUAUAUGAUAUCUGCAAGGGAGCUUAUGAUUACCUGGGGCGAUACUCCUCAAUAUUGGGAAUGGAUUUGUCUGCCUGAAUCCAGGUUUGAGGAGGUGGCUGAGGUUGUGCAUGUUUGGUGGCUUGAAAUUCGUGGGAAAAUUGAUACGCGCAUCCUGUCCCCAGCCACAACGUACGAAGCUUAUCUCGUGUUCAAGUUGAGGGAAGGGGCAUACGGAUUUGAGGUGCCUGUAAAGGUCACAACAGGAGGAGAUGGAGAGCCCCCCAUUGACAAUAAGAACACUACUGUGUUUCUGGACCCAGAAGCCGGAAGAAGAAGGCAGAAGAAGAAGAAGAAGAAGAACAGAAAAAACGAAGAAACGCAUCGAUUUCCAAAGGAAAGAGCGGACAGCUGGUUGGAGGUGAAACUGGGUGAGUUCUUCUGCCCAGGAGGAGGGGAUGGGAAGUUAAUGGAGAUGACAUGUAUGGAGGUGGCUGGUGUAUUAAAGGCUGGCCUCAUUGUUCAUGGGAUUGAGGUCAGGCCCAAAAUGCACAAAGCAGAACAUUUGCUAUCACAUGACGUGUCAGCAACAUGAGAAAGACUUACAUGUAUUGGUGCCAUUUAAUUGGCACCCAGAUCCUAAAGUUUGAAAAUGUUCCACUGUACCCAUGUUGUUUACAUUAGGUUGCAGUUUGGUGAUCUUUAAACUACAUGGAUUGAGUGGAAAGUCAUACCUAAAUACUGGAAAUACUAGCCAGGUAGUGUGUUCUUAGCCAAUGAUAAAGUAGAGAG
Messenger RNA from Pyrus x bretschneideri (Chinese white pear), 1436 nucleotides. Its product is annotated as putative F-box protein PP2-B12. The record is from RefSeq and is a predicted model, not a curated record. Gene Ontology annotation, molecular function: protein binding. NCBI's taxonomy places the organism in Eukaryota, Viridiplantae, Streptophyta, Magnoliopsida, Rosales, Rosaceae.